AAACCAUGCUUUAAAAUGUAAACCACGGUGAAUUUUCCUCAAUUGUCCAGAAGCAACUUUCGCUCUGAGCCUGGAUUAACCAUGAGAGAGCUUGUCAACAUUCCACUGUUACAGAUUCUCACCCUGGUUGCCUUCAGCGGGACUGAGAAACUACCAAAAGCUCCCGUCAUCACCACACCUCUCGAAACCGUAGAUGCCUUGGUGGAAGAAGUAGCAACUUUCAUGUGUGCCGUGGAGUCCUACCCUCAGCCCGAGAUUUCUUGGACCAGAAAUAAAAUCCUCAUUAAGCUGUUUGACACCCGCUAUAGCAUCCGGGAGAAUGGUCAGCUCCUCACCAUCCUGAGCGUGGAAGACAGUGAUGAUGGUAUCUAUUGCUGCAUAGCCAACAAUGGAGUGGGGGGAGCCGUGGAGAGUUGCGGAGCUCUACAAGUGAAGAUGAAACCUAAAAUAACCCGUCCUCCCAUUAAUGUAAAAAUUAUAGAGGGAUUGAAAGCAGUCCUACCGUGCACAACAAUGGGCAACCCCAAGCCAUCUGUCUCCUGGAUCAAGGGGGACAGUGCUCUCAGGGAAAAUUCCCGCAUUGCAGUUCUGGAAUCGGGGAGUUUAAGGAUCCAUAAUGUGCAAAAGGAAGAUGCAGGACAGUACCGAUGUGUGGCAAAGAACAGCCUGGGCACAGCUUAUUCCAAACUUGUGAAGUUGGAAGUUGAGGAAGACAGUGAACCUGAGCAGGACACUAAAGUUUUUGCAAGAAUCCUGCGUGCUCCUGAGUCCCACAAUGUCACCUUUGGUUCCUUUGUAACCCUACGCUGCACAGCAAUAGGCAUUCCUGUCCCCACCAUCAGAUGGAUUGAAAACGGAAAUGCUGUUUCCUCAGGGUCCAUUCAAGAGAGUGUGAAAGACCGGGUGAUUGACUCAAGACUCCAGCUGUUUAUCACCAAGCCGGGACUCUACACGUGCAUCGCCACCAAUAAACAUGGAGAGAAAUUCAGUACCGCCAAGGCUGCAGCCACUGUCAGCAUAGUAGAGUGGAGUAAAUCCCAGAGAGACAGCAAAGGUUACUGCGCCCAGUACAGAGGGGAGGUGUGCGAUACAGUUCUGGCCAAAGAUGCGCUUGUUUUUUUCAACUCUUCCUACUGGGACCCUGAGGAGGCCCAAGAGCUGCUGAUCCACACUGCGUGGACUGAACUGAAGGCUGUGAGCCCACUCUGCCGGCCCGCUGCCGAGGCUCUGCUGUGUCAGCACCUCUUCCAGGAGUGCGGCCCUGGAGCGGUACCUACGCCCAUGCCCGUUUGCAGAGAAUACUGCUUGGCAGUAAAGGAGCUUUUCUGUGCAAAAGAAUGGCUGGCAAUGGAAGGAAAGACCCACCGAGGACUCUACAGCUCAGGGAUGCACCUCCUCCCGGUGCCAGACUGCAGCAAGCUUCCCAGCAUGCACCAGGACCCCAUGGCCUGCACAAGACUGCCAUAUUUAGAUUAUAAAAAAGAAAACAUAACAACAUUCCCACCAAUAACGUCCUCCAAGCCAAGUGUGGACAUUCCAAAUCUGCCUUCCUCCACCUCGUCCUUCGCCGUCUCUCCUGCAUACUCCAUGACUGUCAUCAUCUCCAUAAUGUCCAGCUUUGCCCUCUUUGCUCUUCUUACCAUUGCUACUCUUUACUGCUGCCGAAGAAGGAAAGAAUGGAAAAAUAAGAAAAGAGAGUCAGCAGCGGUGACCCUCACCACACUACCUUCUGAGCUCCUACUGGACAGACUCCAUCCCAACCCCAUGUACCAGAGGAUGCCACUCCUUCUGAACCCCAAGUUGCUCAGCCUGGAGUACCCCAGGAAUAACAUUGAGUAUGUCAGAGACAUCGGAGAGGGAGCGUUUGGAAGGGUCUUUCAGGCAAGGGCUCCUGGCUUACUGCCUUACGAACCUUUCACUAUGGUGGCCGUGAAGAUGCUUAAGGAGGAGGCCUCAGCAGAUAUGCAAGCAGACUUUCAGAGGGAGGCAGCCCUCAUGGCAGAGUUUGACAACCCCAACAUCGUGAAGCUCUUAGGUGUAUGUGCGGUAGGAAAGCCUAUGUGUCUGCUCUUUGAAUACAUGGCCUAUGGUGACCUCAAUGAGUUCCUCCGAAGCAUGUCCCCUCACACCAUGUGCAGCCUCAGCCACAGUGACCUGUCCACGAAGGCUCGGAUGUCCAGCCCCGGUCCCCCUCCACUGUCCUGUGCGGAACAGCUCUGCAUUGCCAGGCAAGUGGCAGCCGGUAUGGCCUACCUGUCCGAGCGUAAAUUUGUCCACCGGGACUUAGCCACCAGGAACUGCCUGGUGGGGGAGAACAUGGUGGUGAAAAUUGCAGACUUUGGCCUCUCCAGGAACAUCUACUCCGCAGACUACUACAAAGCUAAUGAAAAUGACGCCAUCCCUAUCCGUUGGAUGCCACCUGAGUCCAUUUUCUACAACCGCUACACCACGGAGUCGGAUGUGUGGGCCUAUGGUGUGGUCCUCUGGGAGAUCUUCUCCUAUGGCCUGCAGCCCUACUAUGGGAUGGCCCAUGAGGAGGUGAUUUACUAUGUGAGAGAUGGCAACAUCCUCUCCUGUCCUGAGAACUGCCCCUUGGAACUGUACAACCUCAUGCGCCUGUGUUGGAGCAAGCUGCCAUCGGACAGACCCAGCUUCUGCAGUAUCCACCGGAUCCUGCAGCGCAUGUGCGAGAGAGCAGAGGGAACGGUGGGGGUCUAGAGUUGACUGUGUUCAAACAACACCCAGUAGGCUCUUUUCAGACUGUGAGCUGGAGGAAUCCUGUGGCAGAGGUAGGAUAGGACCGGAUAGGAAAGCAUUUAAUGUAGACAUCACGAGCCAGUUGCUUUUUGCCACAAGAAACAGAUGGUGAAAAACCCGCAGUGCAGAAGAGUCUCAUUAAAAUAGGAGGUUGGAGACACAAGCUAGGAAAAGUAAGAUGGUCGCAGGUAGCUCUUCUCUCUUGCAGGGCAGUUCCUAGUACAUAUGGUAUAAUGAGAUUACCUCUGGUUCCGUUCCUGCAUCACCCCUCAGAGUGAGACUACUGUGCUUGGUUGAAUCCAAAGCUGGACGUGCCGCUUCAUUUUUUUUUAAAUUUUUUAUUUUUUUAGCUUCAUUGUUGAUGGAAGACAACCUGUCCAUUGCAAAAGCAGCAUGUCUCUGUGUACAUUUCGGUAAGGACAGAAAUCUAAAGACAAGAACCAUUCUUUCAUCACUCAAGACACACGAUAGGUCCUUUCUAUUGCUUACUUCUUUCUUGCAUUGAUUGUGCAGUUACAUAUUUGCAUUCUAUAGUUGCGCAUCUAUUUUACCGAUGGGUGGGAAACCCGCAAGCUCCUUGCUGACCGCACUUCCUGGCUCCUUUUCUGUCUGACCUCCGCCGGAAGUCUUUCCUUGGUGUGCACUCAUCACAGAGGUGAUUCGCCUCAUUCCUCCUGUUUUUCUAGGAAAAAAAUACUUCAUAA
This is a messenger RNA of Onychomys torridus (southern grasshopper mouse), 3461 nucleotides long. RefSeq names its product muscle associated receptor tyrosine kinase (gene Musk). Gene Ontology annotation, molecular function: transmembrane receptor protein tyrosine kinase activity; ATP binding; protein binding. Gene Ontology annotation, biological process: cell surface receptor protein tyrosine kinase signaling pathway; homophilic cell-cell adhesion; synapse organization. The record is from RefSeq and is a predicted model, not a curated record. The transcript is spliced from 16 exons. Lineage: Eukaryota; Metazoa; Chordata; Mammalia; Rodentia; Cricetidae. The coding region runs from base 82 to 2718 and encodes 878 amino acids. Gene Ontology annotation, cellular component: plasma membrane; neuronal cell body; axon.